Messenger RNA from Aedes albopictus (Asian tiger mosquito), 4590 nucleotides. RefSeq lists its product as uncharacterized. Gene Ontology annotation, molecular function: nucleic acid binding. The record is from RefSeq and is a predicted model, not a curated record. Lineage: Eukaryota; Metazoa; Arthropoda; Insecta; Diptera; Culicidae. The coding region runs from base 1 to 4590 and encodes 1529 amino acids. The transcript has a single exon.
AUGCCAGCCCAGGACGAUGCUCGUGAUUGCGGUGCGUGUGACGAACCGAAUUCUGCCGACGUUGGCAUGGUGGCUUGCGAUGGGUGCAGUGUAUGGUAUCACUACACUUGUGCCAAGGUGUCACCGGGAGUUCAACAGCGUUCGUGGAGAUGCAGUAAGUGCCUUCUCGAACUGCCUCCGGAAGCCACCGGAGCUAAGAAGAAAGUUGGUAAGAAACAGGCAGCGAACUUGACUGUCCUCGGUGUUACAUCGAGUGAGAUGGCGAAGUCAAGCAACGCUAAUCAAAAGAAGACUUCGGAGAAAUCGAAGAACUCCGAGAAAUCGAAGACCUUGGUCGUUCCUGAUCUCGCGGCGAGUGGUAUCGCAACUCCGAAAAAGCAUCCAGGGGUUCCUGCUUUGGACAUAUCGAGCCACGGGGAGAUGAGAUCUUCCAAAUCCAGCACUUCUACCGCCAGGGCUCGAGCGCAAUUAGCAUUGCAGCGAUUGGAAGACGAGCGAUUGCUGGAGGAGCAGAAGUUGAGGGAAGAGCGAGCACGAUUAGAGGAAGAACGGAUCCGCCUGGAGAAGGAGAGGCAGCUGAAGGAACAGGAGCACGCCAUUAAGGCCAAGGAGCUCGCGAUGCAGGAGAAGUACCUGCGCGACAAAUUCGAGCUGGAGGAACAGAUUGCUGAUGACGAGAGCAGCAAAUCAAGCGUCUUCAGUCGCAAGGAUAGGACCAAGGCUUGGUUGAAAAGCCAGCACGGCAUGAGUCACCGGGAUGACAAAAGCGCGACACAGUUCUCGGAGUGGCCUAAUGCAGCGAACGAUUUGGCGGAACCGGAUCGUUUCCGGCCGCUAGCAAAUGUGACAGCCGAUCGACAGCAGUUAGAGACACGAUUCAUCCCAGAAGCGAUUCCGGAUCAUCAGAUCCGUGCCAACAGUGCGCAGGUCAGGAAUGUCCCUUCGGAACCCGUCGGAAACCACUUCAGAGGUGCGGCUAGAUCGAAUGCCAGCCUGGCGCCGUCUUUGCGAGGGAUUGAGCGCGCGGCGAUAGAAUUGAACCCAGGUUCCCACGGGGCGGGGCCGAACAGUGACCAAGUGGCGGCGAGACAAAUCUGGCCGAAGAAGCUACCUACCUUUUCGGGUGACCCGGAAGAGUGGCCUAUAUUUGUCCACAGCUUCGAGACAGCCAACAUUGCGUGCGGUUUCACGGACGUGGAAAAUAUAAUUCGCUUGCGAGAGUGCUUGCGCGGGCCAGCGCGAGAUGCCGUCGUUACGAAACUGAUGUUUCCCCAAAGCGUUAACGCGAUUAUGGAAACGCUGCGACGGUUAUACGGGAGACCAGAGUUGCUGGUGAAGAAUCUGCUGAGCAAGGUGCGUCGGGCAGAGGCACCGAAACCGGAACGAUUAGAAUCGCUGAUCAACUUCGGUCUUACGGUGCAGCAACUAUGCGAUCACCUGGAGGCCGCGAAUCUUAGCGGUCAUCUAUCCAACCCUACGCUGCUCGGUGAGUUAGUGGAGAAGCUGCCAGCGUCGAACAAGCUCGAGUGGGCACGAUUCAAGCGAGGAUAUGCUGAACCGACGCUUAAACACUUCGGAGUGUUCAUGGAAGAGCUAGUGUACGACGCCAGUGAAGUGACGUCCCCGAUCCAACAGAAAACAACGGUUGCGAGGGCCGAAAGGGACAAGCCGAAAGAGAGGGGACAUGUGUACGCCCACGAAGAGGUAGCCGAGGUGCAGAGACGCGAUGAGGAGAAGCUGCCAGCGUCGAACAAGCUCGAGUGGGCACGAUUCAAGCGAGGAUAUGCUGAACCGACGCUUAAACACUUCGGAGUGUUCAUGGAAGAGCUAGUGUACGACGCCAGUGAAGUGACGUCCCCGAUCCAACAGAAAACAACGGUUGCGAGGGCCGAAAGGGACAAGCCGAAAGAGAGGGGACAUGUGUACGCCCACGAAGAGGUAGCCGAGGUGCAGAGACGCGAUGAGGAAAGGCAACCCUGUCCAAUAUGCGGUAAAACGGACCAUCGUGUGCGGAACUGCGAACGGUUUCAGCAGCUGGGAUUGGAAGCUCGCCUGAAAGCCGUCCAUCAUUGGAAGUUGUGCGAGGUUUGCCUGUUUGACCACGGCCAAUGGAGAUGUCGAUCUAGAAUCCGAUGCAACGUCGGGAACUGCCGAGACCGUCACCACCCACUCCUGCAUCGUACUGAGCGCGGUUCGAUACAGCGACAACUUCGAGCGUCGGAAUGCAACGCUCAUGAGCGGUCGCAAAGAUCCGUCCUGUUCAGGAUCGUACCGGUUAUAUUGUUUAACGGAAACCGCAGAUGUGAAACUUUCGCCUUUUUGGACGAAGGGUCUUCCUUGACGCUCAUCGAAGCAAGUUUAGCACGGCAGCUUGGAGCAGUUGGUGUCCCAGAACCGCUAGAGCUGAGAUGGACGUCGAGCGUGAAGAGGAAUGAAGAGAGUUCGAAGCGCGUGGACUUCGAAAUUUCCGGAAAAGGACUGCCCCGUCGUUACGUGCUGAAGAACGCGCAUACCGUUGAAGAGUUGAAUCUUCCGAAUCAGAGUUUGGCCUUCAACGAACUAUCCGAUCGAUUUCCACACCUCCGAAACCUCCCUAUUUCAGCAUACUCCGAGGCCGUACCUAGAAUUCUCCUAGGUUUGGAAAACUUGAGCCUCUUCGCGCCCUUGGAUAGUUGCGUCGGCCGACCAGGCGAACCGAUCGCGGUAAAAUCGCUACUGGGAUGGUCCAUCUAUGGCCCAGAUGGGAGCGCCCUAUCGAAAACCGGAUUCGUAAACCUUCACGAGUGCAACUGUGAUGCUGAUAGAGAAUUGAAUGACCUAGUUCGACAGCAGUUCAUUCUGGAGGACGCGCUGAUUGAGUCGACGCCUCCGCUUGAGUCCACUGAGGAGAAACGCGCCCGCGAAAUUUUGGAAAAUACCACAAAAUUCGUGGAUGGGAAAUACGAAACCGCUCUUCUUUGGAAAGCCGACGAAAUUGACCUACCUGAUAGCCUACCCAUGGCAAUGAAACGUUUGCGGAGCUUCGAGGCCCAACUGGCGAAGGACCCGAAUCUUCGCGAAGGCGUGAAUCAGCAGAUAGUCGACUACGUGCAGAAAGGCUACGUGCAUAAGGCUACAGAGAAGGAGCUGGUAGAGAUCAGCAGAAGGCAAGUCUGGUAUCUACCGCUUGGCCUGGUUACGCACCCGAAAAAGCAAAAGAGAAGACUCGUGUGGGAUGGAAAGGCGCAAGUUGAUGGGGUUUCCCUCAACUCCCUACUGUUAAAAGGUCCCGACCUGCUAGUGUCGCUGGCUUCAAUGAUCUGUAAAUUUCGCGAGAAGCGUGUUGCAUUUGGAGGUGAUAUCCGCGAAAUGUUUCUGCAGCUUCGUAUGCGGACAGCGGACAAAUAUUUCCAGUGUUUCCUGUUUCGCUCUGACUCGCGACACCCUGCAGAAGUCUACAUCGCAGACGUAGCGAUGUUUGGCGCCACUUGCUCGCCAUGCGUCGCGCAGCACGUCCUACGAGUCAACGCCGACAAGUGGGCGGACGAGUUCCCUUUGGCUGCGGCGGCAAUCAAGGACAAAACAUACAUGGAUGACUACUACGACAGCGCUAACACCCCCGAAGAAGCGGCAGAGCUGGCUGUUCAAGUUAGGACCAUCCACGCCCGUGGCGGGUUUGAAAUGAGGAACUGGGUGAGCAAUAGUGAAGAAGUGUUGGAGAAGCUCGGAGAACCCGGUGCUACGAGUCCACGUCUCCUACAGUCGACGUCCGAGGCAAAAUGGGAACGAGUUCUCGGAAUGCUGUGGCACCCAGAAUCGGACGCACUAACGUUUUCAACCGAGCUUGGCGAACAACUUCUUCAGUACGUGUCCGGAGGAAAGCGGCCGACAAAGCGAAUCGCUCUGAGGAUCAUAAUGAGUCUGUUUGAUCCUCUUGGUCUCCUGGCACCGUACCUCAUACAUGGACGCAUCCUCAUUCAGGAUCUAUGGAGAAGUGGGGUGCAGUGGGACGAAGAGAUGAGAGAUGAAGAGUUCGAGAAGUGGACACACUGGGUGGAGUUGCUGCCUGGCAUAAGCGAGCUCAGUAUUCCACGUUGCUAUUUUGGGGAAGCGGAUCCUCUGUGCCAUAGAACGUUGCAGUGCCACGUGUUCACCGAUGCCAGUGAGGCUGGAUAUGGCUGCGCGGUAUACUUCCGGAUUAAGGACGACCUUGAACGUGUGCAGUGUUCGCUGGUCAUGACGAAAAGUAAAGUCGCUCCCCUGAAACAUCUCUCUAUUCCGCGGUUGGAGUUGGAAGCGGCCCUACUAGGGGCAAGAAUGUUGACCACUGUUUUGAAGAACCACACCCUUCAACCUCGGGAGGUGUACCUCUGGACAGAUUCUUCCACGGUUCUCGCGUGGAUUCGCUCCGACCACAGGCGCUACAAACAAUUCGUCGCCCAUCGUAUCGGAGAAAUUCUGUCUCUGACCCAAGCUGAAUGCUGGCGGUGGGUCCCAUCUAAACACAACGUUGCCGACUGUUUGACGAAGUGGGUACGCGACUCGGAGCCUGAUUCAAAUGGAAGGUGGUUCCAGGGUCCAUCGUAUCUGUAUCUCGCCGAAAACAUGUGA